CCAGAUUUUAGGCUCAUGUUUGUUUUGAUUGACCUUGUGCAACGUGUUUACUACCAGCAGUCCAAAAAUUGGCCAAAUUCUAUCGUAAAGACAGGACCGUCAUAAUAAUUGCACGAUGAACCAGCUGGAGAAGAAAGAGCCCGUACAAGCUAUCCUUAUCGAUGACAAUUUCAACGAUUGUUUCGUGCCAAUCACCGAUCGAAAGCCAUUGCCGCUUCUACCGCUGGUAAACGUUCCGCUGCUGGACUACGCCCUGGAAUCGCUCAAUCGGUCCGGAGUCGAAGAAAUUUUCCUAUUCUGCAGUAACCAUGUCGAGCAGGUUCGAGCGUACGUUCACCGGCAACAGCAGAUCAACCGGUGCAGUUGGUCCAUAGGUAUGUCGGUGACUAUCGUUAGUUCAGAAGGAUGUCGUUGUAUGGGGGAUGCAUUGCGAGAUUUGUACGGCAAACAACUGGUACGGGGAAACUUUAUUUUGAUGGGCGUCGACACCGUGACGAAUGCAAAUCUGGCGGCGAUUCUGGAGGAGCAUAAGCAGCUUACGAUGACGGACAAGGGUGCGGUUAUGACGGUGGUUUUCAAAGAAGGAUUUCAGCAGCAACGGACCGGUAGGGAGGUGCUAAUUGCCAUGGAUAAAACAACGAGACAACUGCUGUCUCACCAGCGGUUAAAGCCGCAACACAAGGAAAGUAAAUUUAGCAUCCCUUUGCAGGUUUUCUUGCAGAAUAAAGAUGUUACUAUGCUGCACGGAUUGCUGGAUCCUCAAAUUGCCAUAUGCAGUAGCUCCGUACUUCCACUGUUUUUGGAUAAUUUUGAUUUUUUAACCCGUGAUGAUUUUAUUCGAGGGCUGCUGAACAAUGAGGAGGUUCUGGACAGCACGAUCUACGUGUCACAAUUACCGCGGGAGGAGUAUGCGGCAAAGGUCAACAAUUGGCAGAGCUACCAGAUUGUCAGCAGGGAUGUUGCCAAUCGGUACGUCUAUCCGCUUGUUCCGGAUAUGGGAGUUUGUGGAAACGAGCAGCAUUAUUCGUUCUGCCGAAAUAAUAUUUACCGAAGCCGAGAUCUUCGCUUGGCCAGAAGUAGUGUGCUGAAAAGCGACGUGGUUGUUGGAGAACAAUGUUUCAUCGACGAGAAAACCGUGGUGGAACAUUCCGUGCUCGGCAAGGGUUGUAAGGUCGGUAAGAAUUGCCGCAUUUCAAAUAGUUUUAUAUUGGAUCAUGUCAGGAUCGGAGAUAACUGUGAACUGGACCAUUGCAUUGUGGGGGAGAUGGCUGAGAUUGAGCAGAACUGUAAGCUGAGCGAUGGGUGUAUUUUGGGACCGGAUGUGGUUCUGCCCAAGGCGACGAUCAUUUCGAAAGUUAGUCUCCAAUCUACUAAACCGGACAACACAUGGACUGAGGGUUCGAAAGAGAUGGGAGCACAAGCAUUUACCGUGCCAGAUCUAGCUGAAAAUGCGAUGGAUGAUCCGCUGGCUAAUUCGGAUGAUGACGAUGACCAAGCAAAUACCAUCAAUCACGCCAUGCGUCUUAGCUGUCUGGAGCGAGCCGUCAGUCCUUCCAUCUAUAGUAGUUCCUCGGAGGAGGGUGAGUCCCGCGGCAUGUCACCUAUCCAAGAGGACGCAAACAUCUUUCUGUCAGAGGUACUGGAGUCAUUGAAACGUGGCUACUCCGAACGUUCCAAUCCGGACUAUCUUAUUCUGGAAAUAAAUUCUUCUCGUUACGCCUACAACAUGUCGUUGUCGGAGGUAAACUUUUACGUGGUCAAAGCAAUUUUGCAAUUGCUUACUAUGCAGGAAAAUGCGGCCGGCGGUGCCGUGGUCACGCUGCUGAAUCAACUGUUGAGCUAUUUUGGUCCAGUGUUCAAGAACUACAUACGCGGAAGGGAUGCAAUGAUGGAUGCUCUUAAGGCACUGGAAGAAUCGGCACAGCAGGACGAGGUGAUCCGAACAAAAAUUGCUAAACUUGUUCACUAUCUGUAUGAGCGAGAUUUUGUCACCGAGGAGGUGAUUCUCGAGUGGCACGAGGAAAUGGAAGAUGAUGGGGAAGGAUCCGUGAAGCGGAGCCUUGCCAAGCUGGUCGAUUGGUUGAUGCAGUCUAGCGAGGAGGACGAUGAUGAAGAUGAAAGUGAAUAAUGAACUAAUAAACGUUUCUUCUUGAAA
Messenger RNA from Topomyia yanbarensis, 2155 nucleotides. RefSeq names its product translation initiation factor eIF-2B subunit epsilon (gene eIF2Bepsilon). The record is from RefSeq and is a predicted model, not a curated record. NCBI's taxonomy places the organism in Eukaryota, Metazoa, Arthropoda, Insecta, Diptera, Culicidae. The transcript has 2 exons. Gene Ontology annotation, cellular component: eukaryotic translation initiation factor 2B complex. Gene Ontology annotation, molecular function: translation initiation factor binding; translation initiation factor activity; guanyl-nucleotide exchange factor activity. Gene Ontology annotation, biological process: biosynthetic process. Bases 116 to 2128 code for a protein of 670 amino acids.